UUUAUGAAUCAUUCAAAGCAACAACCGUAAAUACAUCUUAUCGUUCAGUAUUAGUAAACAACAAAGCUGUUAUAGCACAUUUACCACCCGUUGAUUCUCAUUUUACAGAUGUAAAUAUUCUUGGAAUGGA
Racocetra persica is the source of this 130-nucleotide messenger RNA. The record is from the annotation of a GenBank genome assembly. Lineage: Eukaryota; Fungi; Glomeromycota; Glomeromycetes; Diversisporales; Gigasporaceae.